Ostrinia furnacalis (Asian corn borer) is the source of this 743-nucleotide messenger RNA. RefSeq names its product protein N-lysine methyltransferase FAM173B-like. The record is from RefSeq and is a predicted model, not a curated record. The coding region runs from base 118 to 726 and encodes 202 amino acids. The transcript has a single exon. Gene Ontology annotation, biological process: positive regulation of proton-transporting ATP synthase activity, rotational mechanism; regulation of mitochondrial ATP synthesis coupled proton transport; peptidyl-lysine trimethylation. Gene Ontology annotation, molecular function: protein-lysine N-methyltransferase activity. Gene Ontology annotation, cellular component: mitochondrion. Lineage: Eukaryota; Metazoa; Arthropoda; Insecta; Lepidoptera; Crambidae.
AUAAAUCUACAUAACCUAAAAACCAUAUCAAAAACAUAACACUGAGUGAGAAGGGUUAAAAUGUUAUUUGAAGCUAUAAAAUUGUAUAAUUAAUUUGUAAGCUUCUAACAAGACAUAAUGGAAUUAGAAAUACUUCAAAAUUCUAAAGCCGAACCACUAAAAAAGACGACAAAGCUAUCAACUGUUGGAAAGACUUUAAUUUAUACCACAGGAGGUCUUGCACUAGGCGUUAGUAUUGUUUGUAUACCCUUCGUUUCGCCAGCCUUGAGGAAGGUUUGUUUGCCUUAUGUGCCAGCUACAACGGAACAGCUUGCUGGAGUAACCAAAGCAUUAGCUAACAGAAGUGGAAGAUUACUUGAUGUGGGUUCUGGCGAUGGCAGGAUUGUAUUCACAGCUGCGAAACUAGGAUUCAAAGCUGAAGGAGUAGAACUUAACCCGUGGUUAGUGUAUUAUUCAAGACUAGCAGCCUUGCUAAACCCUGCCCAUCGUGGCACCAAGUUUUACAGACGGAAUCUAUGGACAUUCGACUUAAAACCUUAUAACAAUAUUGUGAUCUUUGGUGUUGAGCAAAUGAUGGAAGAAUUUGAAAAGAAAUUGCUACAAGAAGCUAAUAAUGAAACAGUUAUAGUCGCCUGUAGAUUUCCACUUCCUAAUAUGACACCGACAGAAACUAUUGGACAUGGAGUAGACACAGUUUGGAAAUAUGUAAUUAAAAGCACAAAAUAACGUAAGGCAAUAUAAUU